Molecule: messenger RNA, 2010 nt
Organism: Aspergillus saccharolyticus JOP 1030-1
Lineage: Eukaryota; Fungi; Ascomycota; Eurotiomycetes; Eurotiales; Aspergillaceae
Product: MFS general substrate transporter
Exons: 10
Coding region: 1-2010 (669 amino acids)
Biological process (GO): transmembrane transport
Cellular component (GO): membrane
Molecular function (GO): transmembrane transporter activity
Source: RefSeq, a predicted model, not a curated record
AUGGCUUGGAGUUGUGGAGGAAGAGGACAGGGGAGCUCUCUCCCUCCCUCUCUCUCUCUCUCUCUUCCCAUCUUCUCUUUCUGUCGCCAAUUGACCGUCAUUUCACUCCUGCGACACCAUCACCCCAUGAAGACCAAGGAAAUGGACGCACCCCCCGAGAAAGCCCACGGGCUGCACGACCCCGAACUCUCCAAGCCCACCCUCGAACACCUGCACGCAAUCGACGAUCCCGACCUCGGUCUAAGCGAGGAGGAAAAAGCCACUCUCGACCGACGUCUCCUCCGCAAACUCGACCGACGCCUCAUCCCCUGGCUGUCGCUGCUGUACCUCGCCUCCUUCCUCGACCGCACCAACAUCGGCAAUGCGAAGCUCGAGGGCCUGCAGACGGCGUUGCACAUGAGCAAUGCCCAGUACAACGCCUCGUUGACCGUCUUCUUCGUCUCGUACUCGGUGUUUGAGCCCCUGACCAAUGUGCUACUGAAGCGCACGCGCCCGAGUCUGUUCAUUCCGACCAUCCUCGUUCUCUGGGGCAUCUGCAUGACCACCAUGGGCCUCGUCCACAACUACGGCGGCCUCCUCACCGCGCGCUGGUUCCUGGGUCUCGCCGAGGCCGGCCUCUUCCCCGGUAUCAGCUACUACCUGUCGUGCUGGUACCGCCGCGCCGAGUUCGGCAUCCGCAUGGCCGUCUUCUUCUCGGCCGCCGCGCUGGCCGGCUCCUUCGGCGGGCUGCUGGCGGCCGCGAUCGCGCAAAUGGACGGGGUCGGCGGGAAGGAAGGCUGGGCCUGGAUUUUCAUUCUCGAGGGGCUCGCCACCGUCGUCCUGGGGGCGAUGUCGUACUGGCUGGUGUACGAUUUCCCCGACCGCGCAGCCUUCCUCAGUGAGGCGGAGCGCAAGCGGGUGCUGCGCCGGCUGGCGGCGGAUACGCAGGGGAGCGGGGCGCGCGAGCAGCAGUUCAAGUCGGCGUAUGUGUGGGCGAGCCUCCAGGACUCAAAGACCUGGCUGGGGUGUGUGAUCUACAUGGGGGCGGACGGGGCGUUGUAUGCGUUUUCGCUGUUCGUGCCGACGAUUAUCAAUGGACUGGGCUACUCCUCCACCCGCGCGCAACUCCUCAGCGUCCCCCCCUACGCCUGCGCCGCCAUCCUCACCGUGACCAUCGGCUACCUGGCCGACCGCACCCGCCAGCGCGGCCUCUACAACAUCGUCGUCUCCCUCGUCGGCAUCGCGGGCUUCAUCAUGCUCCUCGCCGCCGAGUCCGCGGGCGUGCAGUACGCGGGCGUCUUCCUUGGCGCGAUGGGCAUUUACCCCUGUAUCGCGAACACGAUCUCGUGGGUGAGCAAUAAUGUCGAAGGUGCGCCAGUCCCCUGCCACCCUUCUACCCAAUUUCUAAUUAUUCCUGAAGGGGUCUACAAACGCGGCAUAACCCUAGGCCUCAUGAUCGGCUGGGGCAACCUCAACGGCAUCGUCUCGUCGAACAUUUACCGCACGGAGGACGCCCCCCGAUUCUAUCCGGGCCAUGGGGUGGUGUUGGGGUAUUUGGUAGUGUUUCUGUUGGGUGGCUCGGUGGUGCAGUAUCUGUUGCUCCGGAGGGAGAAUCGCCGGCGGGUCCGUGGGGAGCGCGAUUAUCGCUUGGAGGGGUUGGGGGCGGAGGAGGUGGAGGAGUUGGGGGAUCAACGGCCGGGGUUUCUUUAUACUUUUUGUGAUGAAAUUGACGAUUUGGUUUGGGUUUAUAUUGGAAGCUUUGAGACACUCGAGGCUACCGGGGCAAGAGCCGGAGAGGACAAGGCAAUCCCAGUGAUAAUACUCCCGAGCCUCACGAGAAGAGCCGGACAAGGAUACGUACAUUCCUUGUUCACUUGGGGCCUGCAGGCAGAAUUCUUUAUAUACUUCGACUCAUACUAUAAGGAGAAUCCGGAUCGAUGGGAGGCACAUAACAUAUCCUCUUGCCAAGGCUACCUCACCAGAUGCUUCUGGAGAUUGCACAGGGAAAAGAAAGACAACAGGAGAAAAUAG